ACUUUGGCAGUUAUGGAGCCAUCUGACAUUCGAAGGAAAAAGAUAGCUGUCGUUGGUGGUGGCUUGGUUGGAUCAUUAAAUGCAUGCUUCCUUGCAAAGAGGAAUUUCCAAGUUGAUGUAUAUGAAGCUAGGGAAGAUAUCCGAGUGGCUAAAUUUGCACGUGGAAGAAGCAUUAACUUGGCCCUUUCUUAUAGAGGACGACAAGCCUUGAACGCCAUUGGCCUGGAAGAUCAGGUUGUAUCCCAAGGCAUCCCCAUGAGAGCAAGAAUGAUUCACUCUCUUUCAGGGAAAAAGUCUGCAAUUCCCUAUGGGACCAAGUCACAGUAUAUUCUUUCUAUAAGCAGAGAAUAUCUAAACAAGGAACUAUUGACUGCUGUUGAGAAAUACCCCAAUGUGAAGGUGCACUUUGGCCACAGGCUGUUGAAAUGUAAUCCUGAGGAAGGAGUGAUCACAGUGCUUGGAUCUGACAAAGUUCCCAUAGAUGUCACUUACGACCUCAUUGCAGGAUGUGAUGGAGCAUACUCCACUGUCAGAAGUCACUUCAUGAAGAAACCCCGCUUUGAUUACAGUCAGCAGUACAUUCCUCAUGGGUACAUGGAGCUCACCAUCCCACCCAAGAAUGGGGAUUACGCCAUGGAACCUAAUUACCUGCAUAUUUGGCCUAGAAAUACCUUCAUGAUGAUUGCGCUUCCUAACAUGAAUAAAUCUUUCACGUGUACUUUGUUCAUGCCCUUUGACGAGUUUGAAAAACUUGUAACCAGCAGUGAUGUACUGGAUUUCUUCCAGAAGUACUUUCUAGAUUCCAUCCCUCUAAUUGGAGAGCAAACCCUGGUACGAGAUUUUUUCCUGUUGCCGGCACAGCCCAUGAUAUCUGUGAAGUGCUCUUCUUUUCACCUGAAGUCACACUGUGUGCUGAUGGGGGAUGCAGCUCACGCCAUUGUGCCCUUUUUUGGGCAAGGAAUGAAUGCAGGCUUUGAAGACUGCUUGGUAUUUGAUGAGUUAAUGGAUAAAUUCAAUAACGACCUUAGUAUGUGUCUUCCUGAAUAUUCAAGAUUGAGAAUUCCAGAUGACCACGCGAUCUCAGACUUGUCCAUGUACCAUUACAUAGAGAUGAGAGCACAUGUCAACUCGAAGUGGUUCAUCUUCCAAAAGAACAUGGAAAGAUUUCUUCAUGCUAUUAUGCCAUCUACCUUUAUCCCUCUCUAUACUAUGGUCACUUUUUCCAGAAUAAGAUACCAUGAGGCAGUGCUGCGUUGGCAUUGGCAGAAAAAGGUGAUAAAGAAAGGACUCUUUUUCUUUGGGGCACUGAUAGCCAUUGGUAGUACCUACCUACUUAUGAGCUCCAUGUCACUGAGACCCCUGCACUACUUCAGAAGACCAUGGGACUGGCUCACUUACUUCCAGAUAACAGGACAUGUUUCCCUGUAAACUCCAUGGAGUCACUAGAAAAAAAUCCCAAUAUCAUUAGCAGGUGAUAUAAAGAUUCUGAAGUGGCAAAUGGAUUUCUUUUUAUCUAAAACUAAGGAUCAAAACCAUGUUUCUAUCAUCAUCUUUAACUCACUAGUGAAAGAUAUAUGUCAGCUUACAAUUAAAUUCAGUAUAGAAUUUC
Messenger RNA from Odobenus rosmarus divergens (Pacific walrus), 1609 nucleotides. It is a transcript of the gene KMO, whose product is annotated as kynurenine 3-monooxygenase (kynurenine 3-hydroxylase). The coding region runs from base 13 to 1428 and encodes 471 amino acids. The transcript is spliced from 15 exons. Gene Ontology annotation, molecular function: kynurenine 3-monooxygenase activity; NAD(P)H oxidase H2O2-forming activity; FAD binding. Gene Ontology annotation, biological process: quinolinate biosynthetic process; NAD+ metabolic process; L-tryptophan catabolic process. The record is from RefSeq and is a predicted model, not a curated record. Gene Ontology annotation, cellular component: mitochondrial outer membrane. NCBI's taxonomy places the organism in Eukaryota, Metazoa, Chordata, Mammalia, Carnivora, Odobenidae.